Xylona heveae TC161 is the source of this 1218-nucleotide messenger RNA. Its product is annotated as NAD(P)-binding protein. Gene Ontology annotation, cellular component: cytoplasm. NCBI's taxonomy places the organism in Eukaryota, Fungi, Ascomycota, Xylonomycetes, Xylonales, Xylonaceae. The transcript has a single exon. The record is from RefSeq and is a predicted model, not a curated record. The coding region runs from base 133 to 1218 and encodes 361 amino acids.
AACAGAUUUCAGCCAGCGCGUUGAUCACACACCGUCUCAACCGUCAAUCUUCUGAUUUAAAUUUAUAAAAUCACCACUUGGCAGACCAUCGAUAUCUGAAAUACCUCUAAAUUCUUUGACAACGGACCGACUAUGUUAGUCCUUAAUAAGGAGGAGAUUGCAGGUAUUCUGCACGGUCUAUCGCCAGAGCAGAGCCAUGAGAUUCUUGAUACGUUCUGCCAGAUGCUGGCGGAUUAUUCAACACAAGAAAAAUCCGAAGGGGAAGAUCAUCAGAAGACCAUCUUUCAGCCUCUUCGCGCGCGGAUAACGACCCCUCUAAAAACCACGACACUAUUUAUGCCAUCCUCGACGACGAAUGUGACUGGCAUAAAAGUGGUGUCGAUGCCACCUGCUGGCGGACUGAAUAGCGCCCUUAACAUCUUCAACCCAACCGGUCACAUACAGGGUCUUCUGAACGCUGCAGAUAUUACGGGUUUUCGGACGGCCCUAACCAGCAUGAUUAUCUUCUCCCAUCACGAUUGGCAAUCAUCUGUCAAGGAACCUAUCAAUGUUGUAGUAUUCGGAGCCGGAACACAAGCGGAGUGGCACGUUCGACUUGCACUUUUACUCACACCGCCCGGGACGAUCGGCCGUGUCACCAUCAUCAACCGCAAUGCAGAGCGUUUGGAGCAUUUGAAAGCUUGCCUCUUUGAAGAACUCCAUGCACGGUACCCAGAGGUACAAUUUGAGGUCCUAGCUCGUGUGCCGCAGAAUGAAGAUCAAGUUCGGCAGAGGCUCGUAAAGAGCAACGCCCUCUUCUGCUGUACGCCUUCUACUUCGCCACUAUUUCCAUACUCUUAUCUGGAAGGGUCAAAACAAGAGGAACAUACUAGAUACAUCUCGAUGAUUGGUUCUUAUCAGCCUCACAUGAAGGAGGUUGACACCGCGACACUACUUUCUGGCGGGCCCACCAUCUAUGUCGACAACAGGGAAGCCUGCCUAGAGGAGUCUGGCGAGCUUGCUGACGCGAAGGUCACAGGGGACCGGCUUGUCGAAGUUGGCGAGUUGCUCACUCAAGAGCGGGGUGACAGACGUGCUGGGGUGUCUCCCAGCUGGGCAAAGUGGACUGGCACUCGUGUGUUCAAAUGUGUCGGCAUGGGUAUAAUGGACGUGCUUAUAGGCUCAGAGUUAUUGCGAAUUGCAAAGGAGAAGGGCCUUGGGACGGAAGUUCCUUUUUAA